GCAUGGCCAGGGCCUCCUACAGGCAGUGGUGGUGAAGGAAGUGCGCGCGGGUUUCGGGGCCGUAGGGCCAGGGCCAGAGCCAGGGCCGCACUAACCAAUGACAGAUGGACAGGGUUUGGAAUACGCCGCAAACCGUGGACAGAUAUGGUGCCGUGGCGGACAUGCAUUGUGGUGCUGGCAGUAUGGGGCUGGCGGCCGGGAUCUGCCCAUAGCUCCUGCCCAUGGCUCCUGCCCAUGGCUCUGUCCAUGGUUCCCCUGAGAGCCUGCCCUAAGAUCCUGCCCGAAGCGCCACGCGCACCCCACCAGAUACCCCACCAGAUACACCACCAGGUCCUCCGCCCUACAAGAGCACCACCCAAACACCCCCUCAAUCUAGCCCCUCCAAUCACCACCACCUCGAAAGUCAACAACGCCCCGCCCAACAGCAGCAAUACACUCCCCCCACCGCUCACCAUGGCCGGCCUCACCGACCACCUCCUAUCCAUCCCCCCGGUCACCCGGUUCUUCCUCAUCGUCACGAUCGCCGUGUCUCUCGGCAUCUCGUUGGACAUCGUGUCGCCCGCCACAGUCAUGCUCGGCGUGGCCGCCGACACGCCGCCCCCGCCCGCGCCGCAGUGGGCGCCGCAGGGCCUGUCGGCCAAGGCGCAGCUCGUGGCGUGGGCACUCCGAUCCGUGCCGCGCAGCUACAAAAUGUUCACGUCGUUCUUCGUGGUGGACGGCGUCAAGGACAACGGCGUGCUGCUGCUCUUGAACAUCUACCGCUUCUACAUGUUCUCCAACUACUUGGAGGACUCGCGCGGGCGCUUCCGCGGCAACUUCCCGGACUACCUCUGGUUCGUGUUGGUCAGCGGCGGCUUUCUCCUAGCCAUCAACGGCGUGCUCAAGCACCUCGGCUACUACACGCUCUUCUACCACUCGCAGCUCCUGUCGUGCAUGACGUUCCUCUGGCUGCGCGCGCUGAUGAACUCCGUCAUCAACUUCUUGGGCAUCGUGCCCAUCAAGGCCUACUACUUGCCUCUCUUCGACCUCGGCAUGGCCACCAUGCUGGGCAAGUACCACCCGGCAGACUCGUUCGCCGGCAUCUUGGCCGGCUACAUCUACGAGUGCGUGCAGUCCGACACCUUGCCCGUCUACAACUUGCUUCCGGGCGCCUACGGCUCGCGCCUCGGCCUGCCCGCCAACGGCCGCCGCGUGGGCUUCAACGUGGACACCGCGCUCUCGCCCAACACGUUCACCCAGGCCGUGUUUGACUUGGGCUACUGGAAGGCCCCGCGCUUCUUCUACCGCUUGCUCCAGUACCCGAUGGACACCUCCGUGCGCACGACGGCCUUCACCAAGGCCCCUGCGGCCGGCUCGGUCCCGGGCUCGGCGCACGCUUCCGCCCGGUCCUCGGGGGCGACCAAGCAGACGUUCCGGGGACAGGGCCACCGCUUGGGGACACUUUAGAAAGCGUCCCCGCCGUUAUAUAGUGAAUCGUGUCGAUAUGGUCGAUAUGGUUGAUAUAGUCGAUAUGGUCGAUAUAGUCGAUAUAGUGAAGUCGAUAUAGUCCAUAUACUGAAACAUGCCGAUAUAGCCGAUAUAGUGAAGUCGAUAUAGUCGAUAUAGUGAAGUCGAUAUAGUCGAUAUAGUGAAGUCGACAUGGUCGAUUUAGUGAAGUCGAUCUAGUCAAUCUAGUGAAGUCGAUAUAGUCGAUAUAGUGAAGUCUAUAUAGUCCAUAUAGUGAAGUCGAUAUGGUCGAUAUAGUGAAGUGGAUAUAGUCCAUAUACUGAAACAUGCCGAUAUAGCCGAUAUAGUGAAGUCGAUAUAGUCGAUAUAGUGAAGUCGACAUGGUCGAUUUAGUGAAGUCGAUCUAGUCAAUCUAGUGAAGUCGAUAUAGUCGAUAUAGUGAAGUCU
Molecule: messenger RNA, 1893 nt
Organism: Metschnikowia bicuspidata var. bicuspidata NRRL YB-4993
Lineage: Eukaryota; Fungi; Ascomycota; Pichiomycetes; Serinales; Metschnikowiaceae
Exons: 2
Coding region: 145-1446 (433 amino acids)
Biological process (GO): endoplasmic reticulum unfolded protein response
Cellular component (GO): endoplasmic reticulum membrane; Hrd1p ubiquitin ligase ERAD-L complex
Molecular function (GO): ubiquitin-specific protease binding; misfolded protein binding
Source: RefSeq, a predicted model, not a curated record